AUGUGUAUAAAAUCUUUCUUCCACCCUAAAGAUUGAAAUAAAUUUCAUUAUUCCUCCAAUUUGUUUUCAUAGUAUUAGAUAUAUCCCUCUCUGGGCCUUCGCCAACCACAUAUGUCUGAGAAAGUUAGGUUACCUCUCAGUCGAAGCAUGUCGUACGCAGUCUAUCGUGUUGCUAAUCUCGGCGCCCCCCGUAACCAUCACACAAUAUUCGUCGAAACUAGUGAGGAUGGUCCUGAAACCGGCUGCCUGUUCCAUGUGAAAGGUGACAUUCAAAAUGGAAUGUCUUUCGAGGACAAAACCAUAAGGAAGCCUGAUGCAUUGAUUUCGUUAAAUAUGCUACCGCCAAAGAAGCAAUUCCAUGGACCGAAGAUACUGUAUCCCGAUGAACCUCUCCGCCGGUGCCAAGAGUGGACUGCUAAGGUUAUAGAAGCGCUGACCAACGCUCAAGUUCUGCAGCGGCCAUCAUUAUUGAAGCUACUGGAGUGGAACCCUCUAUUUCCACAGGUCGCUGUUGAGCAAGGCCUUGCUGGGUGGACUGUACAGAAAGUGCUGAGAAGGACUUCUCUUCAGCAGGUAGUAUUGUAUCAUCUUGAUUUUGAAAAGCAGAAAAAGACAUUGAUGUUGAUUAAAUUGAGACCAUAAAUCAAGAUACAACAUGUUCAACCAAGGGAACUCGGCGUCGAAGGGUUGUAGAAUUUUGGCAACCCAUUCAUCCCAAUCAUCAUCCCAUCUGCUCGCACACAUUGCUAGGGAAUAUUCCUAGUAGCUGGGGUACCAUCCAGCUGUUUCCCAGUCUAUGAUAGUCACCUCAUAUUUGCUAUUAUUGGCGUUAUUGGGCAGUUGUUUAAUCAUAAUGUUCUUGCGCUGGAAGUCC
Blastomyces gilchristii SLH14081 is the source of this 874-nucleotide messenger RNA. RefSeq lists its product as uncharacterized. NCBI's taxonomy places the organism in Eukaryota, Fungi, Ascomycota, Eurotiomycetes, Onygenales, Ajellomycetaceae. The transcript has 3 exons. Bases 112 to 642 code for a protein of 176 amino acids. The record is from RefSeq and is a predicted model, not a curated record.